AUUUUAAGCAUUUGGAUUGGUGGAGAAAUUGUAGUGACAUUAGUGACAACACUGUUGGUGUUGGUAUAAUAAAAUUGAAACAAAAAUGUCCUCAAAUGAUAAUUUUUUACGGUAUACAGAAGAUGAUUUUGUCAGUGAUCCUGCAUUUAAGAUGGAAAUGAACCAGAAAAUGAAUGUUCCCGAUAAAAUAAGAUUUGGACCUGACGAAAAUAACGACCAUUUAUUAUGGAGAAAAGAAAAUCUAAAUAUGAAUGUCCCUGAUAGAAUAUUAGUGGCAGGACAUCAUCAACAUGUAGGGACUAAAGCACCGCCACCGGAGAUAGUUUUUGACAAUUGUCUUCUCGCUUCUGAGCCAUACCCUCGUGAUCUUCCUAGAGUUGCCACGCCACCUAGAGUAUUAACGCUGGAUAAAUACUCUUUUCCGGGUAUAGAAGAUACGGAGGGAUCAGAUAAUGAAUUCGAACCAAAUUCGAAAGUUCAUUUUGACAAUCCAAAUCCUAACUCAUUUAAAGAAUCAUCCCAGCCUGUUCUGGUGAGUGGAGAGGGAACAUUGUCGUCUGCCGAAGAAUUGUUACACUUACGAAGACAAAUGGCAAAAUUAAAUAGACGGGUUAUGACUUUAGAAUUAGAGAAUAUCAACAGGCUUCAAAAAGAAAAAAUCGUUGUUGGAUUUGGUAUUGCUUACUUUCUGUUCAAAUUGAUUAUAUGGAUGAACAAAGAAUGAGAAAAUUUCUUAUAGAUAGUUAUAUUUCAGUUGAUUGUAAAAAAAAAUAAAACCAAAACAAAACCGUCUACUUUUCAUCACG
Molecule: messenger RNA, 806 nt
Organism: Leptinotarsa decemlineata (Colorado potato beetle)
Lineage: Eukaryota; Metazoa; Arthropoda; Insecta; Coleoptera; Chrysomelidae
Gene: Tango11
Product: Transport and Golgi organization 11
Source: RefSeq, a predicted model, not a curated record